ACCUACUCCUGUGGGGCGCUGAAAGAUCAGGAAAGGCAACCCCGACUGCGGCGGGCAGCGCUGGGGAAGAGUUCUGGGCCCUGGGUGACCUGUUGAGCAGAGUGACUCUCACCCGCCCCUUCGCUCGGCCCUCCGCCCCAGCCCGACCCCCGGCAUGACAGUGACGUACACAGCCCGCGUAGCAAAUGCGCGCUUCGGGGGGUUCUCCAAGCUGCUGCUGCUUUGGCGGGGAAGCAUUUACAAAUUACUCUAUCGAGAGGUGCUGGUCUUCCUCGGGGGGUAUCUGGCCCUGAGCGCCAUCUACCGCUUUAUCCUGACGGAAAACCAAAGGCCCUACUUCGAGAAAUUAGUCAUGUACUGCGACCAGUACGCCAACCUCAUUCCUGUCUCUUUUGUGCUGGGAUUUUAUGUGACACUGGUGGUGAAUCGAUGGUGGAACCAAUACUUGUGCAUGCCCCUGCCCGAUGCCCUCAUGUGUGCGAUAUCGGGCUCGGUGCACGGUCGGGAUGAGCGGGGCCGACUGUACCGGCGUACACUAAUGCGGUAUGCGGGCCUGUCCGCCGUGCUCAUCCUUCGCUCCGUCAGCACUGCUGUUUUCAAACGCUUCCCCACCAUCGACCACGUGGUGGAAGCUGGCUUUAUGACCCGUGAGGAGAGGAAAAAAUACGAGAGUCUGAAUUCUUCCUACAACAAAUAUUGGAUACCGUGUAUCUGGUUUGCCAACCUUGCUGCCCAAGCCCGCAAAGAGGGUCGGAUCCGAGACAGCAGUACUUUCAAGUUGCUUAUGGAGAAACUGGAUGAGUUCCGGGGCAAGUGUGGGAUGCUGUUUCACUAUGACUGGAUCAGCGUACCCCUCGUCUACACUCAGGUAGUAACAAUUGCAGUAUAUAGCUUCUUCCUGGCUUGCCUUAUUGGACGCCAGUUCCUGGACCCAACCAAAGGAUACAAGAAUCAUAACAUGGACCUGUGUGUUCCUGUUUUCACCCUGCUCCAAUUCUUCUUCUAUGUUGGCUGGCUCAAGGUGGCUGAGCAGCUCAUAAACCCCUUUGGGGAGGAUGAUGAUGACUUUGAGACCAACUUUUUGAUUGACAGGAAUUUUCAGGUGUCAAUGCUGGCAGUAGAUGAGAUGUAUGACGACCUGCCACUGUUAGAGAAGGACCUGUACUGGGAUGCUGCAGAUGCCCGGGCCCCUUACACAGCAGCCACUGCUUUCAUGAUGCACCAGCCUUCCUUCCAAGGCUCCACUUUUGACAUCACGCUGGCUAAAGAGGACAUGCAGUUUCAGCGACUGGAGGGCAUGGAGGGGCAGCUGGAAGGUCCCUCAGUCCCAGGAGACUUCUUGCACCGACUACUUGCGGGUGGCCCCGGCCCAGGCCUUGGCCCAGGCCCUUCCACGAUCUUGGGUCGACGACUCUCCUUGCUUCGGAGGAAGAACAGCUGUGUAUCUGAAGCUUCAACCAUAGCCGGCUGCUCUUGCCCAGACUGUGGCCAUGAUGACUCAGCCACAGGUCCCCUCCUAGACCCGCCAUCUGAGCCGGAGCCUGCCCCACCUGCUGCUCCUGCUUCUUCCUCUGCGGAACCCUUGCCCUCUGUGGUGGUGGUACCCACAAACCGAGGCUCAACCCCUAAUCCUGCGCCACUGCCUCCCUGGCUGCCCAGUCCAAUUGGAGAAGAGGAGGAGAGCUUGGCCUGAGCCUUGUUGCUCACGGACUGACUGGCGUGCUACACACUGGCUCGAUGGCCAGCUGGCCACUGGAGAGAUGGGACUGUUGGACCAAGAUCUCUCUAUGGUCAUCCCACCCCCACCCCAACACAUACAUUAUUGAAGUGCAUCUUCUACAGUAUCUUGCAAAUAUCUUGCGAAAAACCAUGUCAUUCAUGGCCACAUGGGUAACAGCUACCCUGCACCCCCUCUUACCCCAUGCCCCAGGUUAACACCUGAAACCUCUCUCCCCUCCCCCCUUGGGACCCAGAGGAAGCACCUGGGCUAUGCUAUGCUACUGAAUACCUGUGUGACCUACGGCAAGACGUUUCAGUGUCUGAGUGGUUCUUUACCUGUGGAGUACUUGACACCUUCAAGUCCUAUCUAU
Molecule: messenger RNA, 2090 nt
Organism: Sarcophilus harrisii (Tasmanian devil)
Lineage: Eukaryota; Metazoa; Chordata; Mammalia; Dasyuromorphia; Dasyuridae
Gene: BEST2
Product: bestrophin 2
Exons: 9
Coding region: 155-1693 (512 amino acids)
Molecular function (GO): chloride channel activity
Source: RefSeq, a predicted model, not a curated record